AUGUCAACAUCAACAACAUUAUUGGACAACAACAAUGCUGAACCAGUGUCACCUGAUACAGCAGCAACCACUGUAAUUGGAAAGACAUUAGCCACACAACACAAAGGCAGAUACGUAAACAAAUGGAUGACAAUGACGACAAGUGAUAUCUUUAUAGCCGUACUCAAAUGGAGAAGAGCAAAGAUAGAGCCAUUGACAGAUGAUGAGAAGAAACAUGUUCAUCCUGUGAUACCGGUUGAUUUGGAUCGUCUGCGUGCUCCUUUGGCAUCACCUAAUAGUUUGAGAUGUACUUGGAUUGGACAUGCUUCAUUCUUUGUCCAGUUUGCAGGCGUCAGCUUUUUAACUGAUCCAGUGUUUGCUGAUCGUUGCUCACCGUUCUCCUUUGCUGGUCCAAAGCGCUACCGUGAUAUACCAUGUCAGUUGACACAGUUACCACAAGUUGACUUUGUCACAAUCAGCCACAAUCAUUAUGAUCAUCUCGAUGUCGAUGUCGUCAAGGCACUGGGCAACAACACACAUUGGUUCGUGCCCAAGGGACUAAAGAGUUGGUUCGCUUCAUGUGGCGUCAACACGGUCACUGAACUCGAGUGGUGGGAGGAGGCAAACUUUGGCGACCGCGUGCGUAUCACAUGCACGCCCUGCCAUCACAACAGCAAUCGUGGCCUGACCGACAGGAACUGCACACUCUGGAGCUCAUGGGUCGUGACCGACACGCAAACCAACAAGAAUGUGUUCCACUCGGGCGACACAGCCUACUGCGAUGUGUUCAAAGAGAUUGGUCAUCACAUGGGCGGUAUCGAUUUUGGAAUGAUCCCAAUCGGCGCCUACUCACCACGUCACAUCAUGCGAGAGAUGCACGUCGAUCCUGCCGAGGCGGUACAGAUUCAUCGUGACAUUGGCUCGAAGCGAUCAGUUGGAAUGCAUUGGGGUACAUUCAUCCUGACUGAUGAGCCACUCCUGGAACCACCCAGGAAGUUAAAAGAGGCUGCCACUGCAGCUGGACUCAAGGACAAUGAGUUCACAGCGAUGAAGAUUGGUGAGAUAAUUGACAUGGAUCUGUAA
This is a messenger RNA of Acytostelium subglobosum LB1, 1062 nucleotides long. RefSeq lists its product as hypothetical. The coding region runs from base 1 to 1062 and encodes 353 amino acids. Lineage: Eukaryota; Evosea; Eumycetozoa; Acytosteliales; Acytosteliaceae. The transcript has 2 exons. The record is from RefSeq and is a predicted model, not a curated record. Gene Ontology annotation, cellular component: cytoplasm.